Messenger RNA from Cyprinus carpio (common carp), 2641 nucleotides. RefSeq names its product RNA-binding protein 45-like. Bases 224 to 1585 code for a protein of 453 amino acids. The transcript has 8 exons. Gene Ontology annotation, molecular function: RNA binding. Gene Ontology annotation, cellular component: ribonucleoprotein complex. The record is from RefSeq and is a predicted model, not a curated record. NCBI's taxonomy places the organism in Eukaryota, Metazoa, Chordata, Actinopteri, Cypriniformes, Cyprinidae.
CUUUUAUUAUGAAGCGCGGGUGAACUCGGUUGCUGUGUUGUUCACGUGAGUUCUUCAGACAUCCGAAUAACAUUAUUUUGACCGUGUCCGCGCACAUUAAAGCCUAUUUGUGGGCUUAUCUGCUCAAUUAGGCAAAACGUCAGUUUUCACACACAGUCGCUUGCUGGCCAAAAAGGCCUAAUAAAUUAGUAAGGUAAUAUAAAUUGGAUCUAUUACUGUCAGUAUGGACGAAUCUAACCGAGCCUCUUCGUAUCUGGACGAGCCUGCGAACAGUCGGCUGUUUCUCGUUACAAGUAAAUCCAUCACAGAGGAGACCAUACGGGAGCAUUUCACAGCUUUCGGGGAGAUUCAGGACAUACGGGUGGUGAAGGACAAGCAGACGAAAGAGUCGAAAGGAGUGUCGUUUGUGAAAUUCGCCAAAUCGUCGCAAGCCUGCACUGCGAUGGAGGAGAUGCACGGCGCGUGCCUGGCCGAGGGGACCAAGCCCAUCAAGGUAAAUGCAUGGGUUAAGCAGAACAUACUUUAUUAUCGAGUCUUUCAUUUGGUUUUUCCUCUCUCUUUGCGGUCUCUUGCACAGGUGUAUGGAGAUAUAGAGCAAGCUAUUAUUAUAAGGAACAAGAGCACGGGUGAAAGCAAAGGUCUGGGUUACGUGAGGUUCCACAAACCUUCGCAAGCCGCCAAAGCCAUAGAAAACUGUGACAAGACUUUCCGAGCUAUUUUAGCUGAGCCCAGGACCAAAACUGCGUCAACAGACAGCGAGUAUUUCAGCAACCCCAGAACGGAGCACUCCGGGAACGAUCCAGGCGCCAACUCGUACACGUUUGCACACGAGUCCAGCGGCUACGCCACGGGGGAUGCGUGGAGCUCUGACGUCAUCACGCGGUGCCUGCUGGUGUCGUCACGGGUCGCGGUCACGCAGGAGCAGAUCCGCGGUCUGUUCGACCUGAUCCCGGGGAUCGAUUUCUGUGAGAUGCAGAGAGAUCAACACGGCUUCAGCAAAGGUCAGGUGCUGGUGCGGUAUAAUAACCUGGGCUCUGCGGUGUAUGCUAAAGAGAAGCUGAAUGGGUUUGAGUAUCCGCCUGGCAACCGUCUCUCUGUAACUUACAUAGACGAUGGGGAGGACAGGACGAGUCCCGUGGGGAAGAUGGCGAUGCAGCUUGUGGCCGCUCAGAUGAUGUCUAUGGUGUGGAACGGCCCUUCUGGUGCACAGCUCAUGAAGACUAGCGCGGGCUACACGGCGGCCCCUGUACCUCAGAAAGCACGUGUGCAGACAGACGUAUCUCUCCCUCCUCUGAGGAAGCUGGUGGCGUCUGACAGCGUGGUGAAGGAGAGGCUGUUUGUCAUCUUCAACCCCUCGCCUCUGCCUGUGGAUGUGCUGGAGGACGUCUUCUGUCGGUUCGGUUCUCUGAUGGAGGUUUACUUGGUUCCGGGCCGGAAUGUGGGAUAUAUAAAGUAUGCAGACCGCAAACCUGCUCACGACGCCAUAGCACUGCUGCACGGUAAAGUGAUUAACGGCAUCAAGAUGAAGGUCAUGCUGGCAGACCCACCAAAAGAGGAAUCUCACAAACGCCAGAGAACGUACUGACCUCUGACCUUACCACAGACACAGGUAAGUCAGCUCAGUAGGUAAGACAGACAAACUCUUCACAUAUUUAUGAAUCCACCAACUUAUGACAUUAUGAAUUUGCUCCAGAAUAAAUUCAUGACUUGAGACAUGAUGUACCUUUGACAACUGAACUGACCACUUGGAGAAACAAUUUACUGCCUGGCUACACUUAUUUAAUCAAUACUACAGUAAUAACAGUAUUAGUGAGAUUUAUCGUAAGUAACUGUGUUCUAUUUUAAUGUUUUAAAGUGUUAUUCCUGUGAUGCAAAGCAGCCAUUACAUCCGUCUUCAGAAACUAUGUUUUCACUUUUCCUCAUUUGCUUUAAUGCAGCAAAAUGAAGAGUGCAGGAUUCUCAUUAGGAGUGUAAUUGAUGCUUUAUUUGUGUAUUUUAUCAUUCAUGUGCUGGGAUGUUUGUUCCCAUGAACUGGCUAAAUGAAUAGUGUUUAAGUUUUGUAGUUAGUCUCCAUCAAAAGCACAACAAACGUACAACUAAAUUGUAAAAUCAACCCUCACAAUUAACAGCAAUAGGCUUGAUAGGCCUUGAUUCUUUAACUGUGACUCAGAAGGUGAGGACAUGAAUACAAUAACUCUGACAUGAAUCCAAGGGAGUAAAUGCUCUGAAAAACUUUUGGUAGAAGCAAUUUUCAUUCAGAAAUCGCUAGCUAAUCUCACAAUUACAGGGAAACAGCAAGUAACACACUGAAUUAAACAUGAAAUCAUGGAAAACAUACAGUAAUCAACACACAGUAAUCUUUGUAAUCAAUUGUUGUAAUGGGUGAGUGUUUGUGAAACUUGUCGCAAAAUUGUGUUUAGUGCCACUAGUGGUGCAGAAGUUACAUGCUUCAACUUUAAUGUCGGCAUGAACUCAGAACAUUUUAUUUUUCUAAUGCGUAUUAACUUAAAGUGAAUGACUCAGCUUCAAUAUAUAUGUAUCUUUUAUCAAAAUGUCAUAAAUUACUCAUUCCUGUGAUAUGCUUACUUGCUUUGCAUUCGGUUAAAGGGAUACUCCACCCCAGAAUGAACAUUUUGUCAUU